Oncorhynchus gorbuscha (pink salmon) is the source of this 3191-nucleotide messenger RNA. RefSeq names its product FYN-binding protein 1-like. Gene Ontology annotation, cellular component: plasma membrane. The transcript is spliced from 18 exons. Bases 275 to 2587 code for a protein of 770 amino acids. Gene Ontology annotation, molecular function: protein binding. NCBI's taxonomy places the organism in Eukaryota, Metazoa, Chordata, Actinopteri, Salmoniformes, Salmonidae. Gene Ontology annotation, biological process: protein localization to plasma membrane; integrin-mediated signaling pathway; T cell receptor signaling pathway. The record is from RefSeq and is a predicted model, not a curated record.
AUAUGUAAAUACAGCAGAUGGACAGAGAGAGAUAAGACUGCCAUGCUGAUGACUACACAGGAGUCAUUUAGCAGAGAGGGGAAGUAGCCAAUAGCACACAGACACUGAGGUCACAAAUGCUCAAACACACACACACACACACUCACUCUCUCUCUCUCUCAUGCCAUCGCUCACAAAAAAACAUUCAGUACACACAGAGAAACUCUCUCCUACCUAAGGGCCGCCAGCCCACGUACAGACUGGGUAGAUUCCCUGGGCGCUGACUGUUGCCACUAUGCAGAACAACAAGUCUGAUGUGAAGGCCAUGACGGCUCGCUUCAACACGGGGGGAAACUCCACAGAGGGCACCUCUACAGGACGUCCCAAAGCUGCAGUGCACCCCACCCUGUCCUCUGGACCCCCCAUCCAGCCUAAGAAACCUGUUCUGGAGACCAGCCUAUCAGGCAGUGCAGCAUCCACCGUGCCCAAACCCAACUUCCUCAAGAACACUGUCUCCACCAAGAGUGCUCCAGAAGUUAGGGAGUUGCCCAAAACCAAAGCGAUCGCUAGUAUGUUUGAAAGUGCCCAAGAGGACAGCCAACCCUCUGCCAAACAGUACCCAUUUAAACCCAAACCUCCUGGCCCAGAAGUAUCCCAUGACGCUGAGGUCAAAAUUCCUCUGCCAAAACCCCCUCUCCAGAAGCCCUCUCUGAGCUCGACCCUGUCUGGCACCAAGCCUGCCUUCCCCAAACCACCCCUGUGUGUGGCCAAACCCACCUGGGGCAAAGACAGAAGCCCCAAACCUGACGACAGUGGGGGUACGCCGAACAAAUUACCCCCUUCCAUAAAACCCAUCAGCUCCAUUGCAAAGAUGCGGCUUCAGACAGAGGAUAGUGUGGCUGGCGCUGUGGAUUCUACAAUCAAACCGCUCACACCAAGCACUACCCUCAAGCCCACAAACUUCAGGACUGCUCAGAAUGCAUUCAAUCGAGGAGAGACACUAUCUGAGGAAGGAGUAAAAGAAAUAACCAAACUCCCCCUCACCUCCAGUGACUCUUGUCCCCCCAAACCUAUAGCCAGUAAGAAACCCAGCUUCACUAAGAAGCCACUGGGCCACACCAUUCCAGUCGUGGGGUUGAACCCUUCUGCCCUUACCAGUAGCUCUUCUUUCCCCAAAAGGAACCCACUGCCUAAUAUCCUGGCACUGGGGACUGCCCCAGCCAAACCCAACCGGCCUCCUAGGGUCAACUUGGAAAAGUUCAAGAAGGGCACAGAGGCUAGUACCGAUGGUCCUGCUGGGUUUAGAAAGGGAAGUGUUCCCCCACCUCCUGCCUCUCACCCCAGUAACCAUGUGGCCCCACCCCUGCCCUCUAACCCCAUGGCCCCUAGCCUGCCACCGCGACCACCAGGAGCCAUAAUCCAACCUGACCCAGAUGAGAACUAUGAUGAUGUGGGGUUAAUGAACAAUCCUCCCAGUCAAAGGAAUGAGGACAGUGAAAGUGAUGAAAUGUAUGAAGAUCUUGAUGAAAGAUGGGAAUCGUCAAAGGAACAAGAGAAAAAGCGAGAGAGGGAGGAGAAAAAACGACAGGUGGAAAAGAAAGAACAGAAAGAACGCGAGAGGAAAGAACAGGAGACCAGAAAGAAAUUCAAACUGACUGGUCCACUGGAGGUCGUCCACAGGGCCAAGGCCAGGGUGGACAGUAAAGGGAGCAAGACGGACCUGGUGCUGAAGCAGGGAGAGUCUAUUGACAUCAUGCGUGUUUUGGACAACCCAGAGGGCCGCUGGCUGGGAAGGUCACAGGAUGGCUCCUAUGGCUAUGUGAAGACGGAGUCCGUUGCGAUUGACUUUGACACUCUGAAGCGUCAGGGUGGGUCUACAUCCAGUCAGAUUGAACACGAACCGGAGGUAUAUGAUGACGUGGACUUUCAUAAUAACCUCAGCAGUGGGAUCAAGGGUCCAGGAAUGGUUCUUCCUCCACCACCUGAGGAGGAUGGGGACGUAUAUGAUGAUCUGGACGAGUCAAGCUUCAACGUCAGCCUCUCGGACACCAGAUUGCCUCCUAAACCUCGCGGCCUCUCUUGGGUGUUAAAGGGCUUCGAGGAGUGGAGAAAAGGCCCAGGCAGCAAAAUUGAAGUACCUCCACCUUCUCAGUUUGAUCAGGAAGGAAAUACUGAACAAUUGGCUGAGGUCAUUGACGAGGAAAUCUAUGAUGAUGUGGAUGUCACUAAGUUCCCUCCGACUCCAUCUAUCAGCAGUCUCCCACAAAGUAAAACCAAGGAUAAGGCUGAGGACAAAGAUCCUAAAAAGCUAAAGAAAUUUGAGAAGGAAGAGAAGGAUUUCAGAAAGAAGUUCAAGCAUGAUCGGGAGAUCCAGGUCUUGUAUCAGGUGACCAUCGUUUCCACCUUGGCCAAUAAGAAGUGGAGCAGUAAAGAUCUACCGUUGAGACCUGGGGAGACUGUGGAUGUCAUCGUUGAGCCUGUAGACAACAAGCUCAUCUGCAGGAACGAGGAGGGCAAGUUUGGCUACGUCUUGACUAGCCAUAUUGCAGUAGAAGAUUCUGAUAUCUAUGAUGACAUUGGUGAUGAUUGCAUCUACGACAACGACUGAACACUGUGUGACAAUAUCUUGUUUUUUUGGUUUGUUUCUUGUUUCACAUCAAUAAUCUUUAUCUUAUUUAUUGUGGUUAUUUUGGGGGUGAUAUGACAUUUUCAUUCAAGAACAAUUACACGUCCUUUCUCUAUGUUUUCCCUUUAUGAAUAACUGUGACUGCAAUGUAUAGGCCUAAAUUACAUACAAUGUUGCAUUUUUAUAUUGAACCUAUGGGUUACAUAGCAUGGCUUAGUCACAUUGAAUACUUGUAUUCGAUAUUUAACAAGACACAUUACACACUGAUUGAGUGUGACGAUGAUGAGGAUGAUAAACGUAAACUUAAAUACUCAUCGUAAAUUCAUUUCAGAUCAGCAUUUCAGAUCAGUUGUCAUAGUUGGCUGGUUAUCACCUGACAGGUGUGUUACCUAUGUCAUAUUGUGCUGAAAGUCCAUGACAACCUUGGGUUUUAUGCAAUAGCUCGGACCUUUCUGACUGAGAGUGUGAGGGAAUAAAGGCCUUGGUUUCUUAAUAAAAAGCCCAUGUCAUAGAAAUGCAUUUGAUUCACAUAAUAACAAAUACAAUAAAAUAAAUGAUUUGCCCUUCGUUGUUGCAUUUUUCUGCA